This is a messenger RNA of Ooceraea biroi (clonal raider ant), 1723 nucleotides long. RefSeq names its product Glutamate-cysteine ligase modifier subunit (gene Gclm). Gene Ontology annotation, biological process: glutathione biosynthetic process. Gene Ontology annotation, molecular function: enzyme regulator activity; glutamate-cysteine ligase catalytic subunit binding. The record is from RefSeq and is a predicted model, not a curated record. Gene Ontology annotation, cellular component: glutamate-cysteine ligase complex. NCBI's taxonomy places the organism in Eukaryota, Metazoa, Arthropoda, Insecta, Hymenoptera, Formicidae.
AUAAUACUAAACCAAAACCGAAAUAAAUACAAAAUAUUUCAUACGUUUCAGAACUGCAACUACGGCUUUGAGAACAGUUUGUAAUUAUAUAAAUACAUUUUUACAAACCGUUUUAUCAAGCAUUGUGAUAAAAAUUUUGCAGACUAAAGUUUGGUGUCUUGAUGAAUUAUUUCAGAAGGAUAGAAAUUCGUACGAGAAAAAAUAUAUUCUACAUCCCUUCAAUUUACUCCUUCAACCGAGAAUUGAGCGUUUGGAAACUAUUUUGUUUAAACAAUCUCAAAAAUAAAAACGCCAGACAUGAUGUAACCCGAUGUAAUCGGAAAGGGAUCCUUGUGCGCCUCGGAGGUUUCAUCAUGCUUCGCGUUUGUGGUGAAACUCGAUAAAAAUAUUUGAAUUUCCAGGAAUUCACAGUCGUUUCAAUUUUUCUGCAAGUAAAUCGGAAAGUCACGAUCGAUGACAUCACUUUACGCGACGAGCGUAAUAAGCGUAUAAAUUCACGCACUGUUCUCGGCAAGACGGAAUUGCCGUCAGAAAUUCGUGUCGCGUCGAGCUAAAUAUGCUUUCACACAAUUUGCUCGUCAACACCGGGAACAUACUCUCCCUGAGCGAGGCGAAGCAGAAGGCGAGUCAAAAUUCCACGGAUGAGUUGAUCGAGACAUUGAAAAUUAUUCUGAAUGACGAACAAAAUAAAGGCGACGGUACAGUGAUUAUAAAUGGAAAAGAAGGUAGAAGCUUGCAGGAUGUAGAUAGAAAAGACUUAAAGAUCACUGUUAAAGUAUUUAUCUCGUCACCUAAUAUUGAGUUAUUAAAAGAAGCCUUGGAUCAAGCAUUUAAAGCACUGCACACAGAUACUAUAGAAUCUUUAGUGAUAGCUUACAAAAGUGCUGAGAAUCCAGAAAACACCUUACCGUCCUUGAAACGAAUAUGGUCUGUAAUAGAAGAGUACAUAAAAAAUGGCAAACUGUCUAGCGUUGGAUUGAGCGACAUCAACACAAACACGUUUAUUGAGCUGUUUCAAUGGGCGGAUGUAAAGCCAAAUAUCGUUCAAAUUAGCUUAGCUACGUGUUGCGUGGUGCCGCCAGCCUUGGAAGCUUUCACUAAAGAAAAUGAUAUUCAGCUGCUGACGCAUAGUGAUCCCUGUGAAAUACUACCUCAAGAAGUAGUGGAGGAUAUAUUUGGCAGUACCGCUCACUUGUACUGGCUGAUAAGAUAUCAGAUUCAUGUCAAGUGCCGUGGAAUUUUAUCCUCGAAAGGAUAUUUAUUGCACAUUAAUAAGCCAAAUGUUAAACCUUAAUGUUAAUGAUUCUACUAAAGAUUAUUUCCAUUUGUCGAUACACGGGUUAAAACGAGAUACGUAGCGUAGCAUCUAUAAUAAGUAUGACAUUACCUAUAAUUUUAUUUUACACAUUUAUGUGAUAUGCUUUAAAAGUGUUUAAUAUUUUCUACUCUUGUGAUGAUUAUCAUUUUGAAUAUUUUAUUGUACAUAUUAGUAUAAACUAGCUUAUGCGUCAAGCUGCGAAAUGUUAUAUAUUUCUUUUAUCUCUUUUAUUAUUGGAAUCCACGAUAACUUGUAAAAUUUUGUAUAAAUUUUUAUAGAGAGUUAAGUGUAUAGGGGAUGUGCAUUUUUCUUAGUGGAAGUUGUGAAAAAGUAGUAUUUCUUUAUAUCUACAGUUGCCUGUAAAUAUAAUUAUGGCAAACACGUAAUAAAUAUAUUCUGGCAAAA